AUGGUUGUGAAGUUUGUUUAUGGUCAUGGAAUUAUAAUUUCUUUGAUGAGAAAAUAUACAAACGGUAAAGAAAUUCUCCGUCCCUCUGUUACUCGCUUUGCUACUUCAUUUCUCACUCUUCAGAGUAUGUAUAAGGUUAAAAAGCCACUUGAACAAAUGUUUGCUUCCGAAGAUUGGGUUAGUUCACCACUAUCUCAAACAACUCAGGGGAAGGUCGUGAAGAGAAUUGUUAUUAAUGAUCUCAACUUUUGGCCACAUGUUACAUUUUGUGUUAAGAGUGUUGUUCCUCUUUUGCCUAUGAUUGAGGGCAUUGCGGAAUAUGGAAGAGGGUUGAAGCCUCCUUCAAUGCAUGAUUUAAGAACUUGGAUACUUAAAGCUGGGGUUAAUGACAUCAACCUAUUAUAUGAGGAGCAUAAAAAAGCAUGGAAUAAAUAUGGAUGCACUAUUAUGUCCGAUGGUUGGACGGAUGGAAAGAAUAGAAGUUUGAUUAAUUUUUUGAUAAAUAGUUCCGCCGACACUUUCUUUUUGAAAUCUAUUGAUGCAUCAACUUCUUUUAAAAAUGGGCAAUUGAUCUUUAAAUAUCUUGAUGAUGUUAUUGAUGAGGUGGGAGAGGUAAAUGUAAUUCAAAUUGUCACGGAUAAUGCUUCGAAUUGCAUUAAGGCGAGGAGAAACAUUAUGGAGACUAGACAUAGAAUUUGGUGGACACCUUGUGCGGCGCAUUGCAUUAAUCUAAAGUUGGAGGAUAUUGCAAAGUUGAUUUUUUCUGACACAAUUGAGCAAGCUAAGAUGGUUGUGAAGUUUCUUUAUGAUCAUGGAACUCUACUUUCUUUGUUGAGAAAGUAUACAAACGGUAAAGAAAUUCUCCGUCCCUCUGUUACUCGCUUUGCUAUUUCAUUUCUCACUCUUCAGAGUAUGUAUAAGGUUAAAAGGCCACUUGAACAAAUGUUUGCUUCCGUUGAUUUGGUUAGUUCAACACUAUCUCAAACAACUCAGGGGAAAGUCGUGAAGAGAAAUUGUUAUUAA
This is a messenger RNA of Zingiber officinale, 1023 nucleotides long. RefSeq lists its product as uncharacterized. Bases 1 to 1023 code for a protein of 340 amino acids. The transcript has 2 exons. NCBI's taxonomy places the organism in Eukaryota, Viridiplantae, Streptophyta, Magnoliopsida, Zingiberales, Zingiberaceae. The record is from RefSeq and is a predicted model, not a curated record.